AUGAAUGCUCCUUCUACUCUUGUGACAGCGCUAGUGCGCAAGCCAAAAGGCUUCCUUGAACAUGUCUUCCUUCUAUCCACUUUCGCCUUUUCGCUUGCCACAGCUUGGUAUGGUGUCAAAGCCAUCAUGGCAGCGUUACCGACGAGCAAGUCGUCCACUGCCACCACAUCACCGUCGUCGCCACCGCCGAAUAAGCAUGCCGAAUGGAUAUUGAAAGUGAUCAAGGACAAUGUCGAAGGCCAAGACGCGCUCGACCUACAGCACCUACGCCGCUUUGCCAAACCCAAGUUCCUUCCACCUCAUGUGAUCGGAGAACGCGACCGUAUCAAGGAGCUGUACUCGGUCCCUCGUAGUUGGGACGCUGGACCACCAUCCCUCAUGCAGGAUUCAGAGUCGCCCUCAUGGGAAUGGGCAGCUUCUGCACGCAAGCGCAAUGAAAGCCGUGCACCCACUCUCUACCUACUGAUAUGUCCUACCAACGUCAUUGGAGUCAAGGACCUGCACGAUCUGCUUCUUCUGCACCCUCCUUUCGUCUCCUCGCCGGACUCAUGGUCGUAUCCACUCGAGCUCAAGGAGGUCACUGUGCCACGCCUGGCCCCGACGUCACCCGAACAAGCAGCAGCCUGGAGUGACGAAUACUGGCCGACUUUCUACCGCAAGACGAAUCCAUUCGGUGCUCACCCGGCCACGAUUGAGAAAGCAGAGACUGAACUGCAAGAGCCGUCCACCAACAACGUCAGUAUCGAAGCUAUGAUGCAGCUUGCCGAACAAGCAGGAGACGCCACCGAAAAGCUUGGCUACGGUAUCAGCACUGGAUGUGUCAUUGUGGAGCGUGUCGAGGACCAGACAGAGAUCAUUGCAGUGGCAGGUGAUGCGAGAGGGAAGCCGUUACCUAGUGAGAACGGCGCUUGCGUGUCUCUGGAAGACCUCAGCUUAGAAGAUCUCGAGGAGGACGACAAAGGUACGAGGAAAGGAGGUGGAGGAGCAUUCGCCAAGAAGACAGCUCGCAAGAAGCGUAAGAAGCAAGGGCAGAAGCUGGCCAAGCUAGCUGAAGAGCACGCAUGCACAUCUGGCAAUGUCAUGUGCCAUGCUGUCAUGCGCGCCAUCGGUAUGGUCGGACGCAAACGCCUUCGCAUCGCCUCGCAACCUAUCAGUACACGAGCGCAGAAAGCUGAGGCCGGCUUCAUCAGUGCUGGUCUGGCUCACGAUGAGAAAGCACGCGACGCCUUCUUCCUCGACCUACCCGUCAACGCACUGGAACAGCAAUACUUCGACAAGGACAACAUCAAAGCCGAUGGCUACCUCUGCUUGAAGCUGGAGAUCUUCCUCACCCACGAGCCAUGUAUCAUGUGCUCGAUGGCACUGGUACACAGCCGUGUUGGCCGUGUCAUCUUCAAGCAUCGUAUGUCCGAGACAGGAGGCCUGACAGCGGAGAUGGAUAGCAACGACUCUGGUCCUGUCGGCCUCGGAUACGGCCUUUGCUGGCGCAAAGAGCUGAACUGGCAAUUUAUGUGCUGGGAGUGGACAGCCGCCAACCGCGCGGGUAGUGCUCGCGCGGGUCGCGGCAAGGACAUCGACGCCAUGAACGCCGCCCACGCUACACUGGGUGACGGACGCGUGCUGAGGAAUGGACACCGGGUGAAUGGUAAUACUGAAGACAUCGAAGAUGAUGACGACCUUUCCCAAGAGCAUGAUAUCUACCACGAUCAAGAUGAAGACGCUAACUCGGGCAUGAAUCCUAGCCUCACGUACGUUCAUGUUUAG
This is a messenger RNA of Recurvomyces mirabilis, 1764 nucleotides long. RefSeq lists its product as uncharacterized. NCBI's taxonomy places the organism in Eukaryota, Fungi, Ascomycota, Dothideomycetes, Mycosphaerellales, Teratosphaeriaceae. The coding region runs from base 1 to 1764 and encodes 587 amino acids. Gene Ontology annotation, cellular component: cytoplasm; nucleus. Gene Ontology annotation, molecular function: tRNA-specific adenosine-34 deaminase activity. The record is from RefSeq and is a predicted model, not a curated record. The transcript is spliced from 2 exons.